Messenger RNA from Aegilops tauschii subsp. strangulata, 837 nucleotides. Lineage: Eukaryota; Viridiplantae; Streptophyta; Magnoliopsida; Poales; Poaceae. The record is from RefSeq and is a predicted model, not a curated record.
AUGCCGCCCAGGCGGGCAUGGCAAACCAUCGUAAAGCCGGCCGACGUGCUCGGCCUCACGCGGGGCUACAAGCUGGAGCCUCACGACGACGAGGCGGUGGAAUACUACCUGCUCCGUCAACUCCUUGGCCAGGAGCUCCCGCUGGAGGGCAUCAUCCUCGAGGACGAUCCGCUGAGCGCGCCGCCAUGGGAGCUCUUGAACAAACACGAGCUGGAGGACAAUGCUUUCUUCUUUGCCCACGGGCAAACCAUUGACAGCAAGGGGAGUCGGAACAAGCGGACCUGCGCGGGCGGCGGGUGCUGGGAAGGGCAGAAGGUCGUCGUGGAUGACAAGGAGCUCAUCGUCCCCGACAGCGGCAUGGAGAUCACCUGGAAGAAGUACCAGUUCAACUUCCACAACGACGGCGAGAAGGGCAGCACGGGGUGGGUCAUGCACGAGUACUCCGUCACUGCCCCGCCCGAUCUGGCCUCGUCGUCGGUCAGACUGUAUCGCAUUUCGUUUAGUGGCCACGGCAAGAAGCGCAAGAGGGAGCCCGAUGAUCACGGCGACGACGAGGGUAGAGCGCGCGCGGCCACCGGGCAAGCGAUUCCCGAGGAGCAGAUGCCGGCGUCGCACUCGCACUCAUCUCUUUUCCCUCAAGAUCAGGAUCUCUACGACGGUGCGGCCAUUGACGGGAUUCAAUGGCCACCGGUGACGUCCUCAGAACAUCUGCUGGGCUCUUCCCAAGACUUGGGCCGCUCGUGGUUCUUGCCCGGCGGAGACCUCGGAGUAGGGUCGGCGGCGGCGACAUCAGAUUCAGAUCAAGGCGCCUCAGCGUGCGUGAUGCAUCACUGGUAA